ACAUUGCCCGACGUGCCGCGCCGAGGGCGGCGCCACCGGAAGAGCGGAGCGGGAGACUUCCGGCUGUGUGCGAGCCCCGAGCGGAGGCGAGCCCGCGAUCUUGCACCCCGACGAGACAAGAUGGCCGGGCUGCCCCGCAGGAUCAUCAAGGAAACCCAGCGCUUGCUGGCAGAGCCAGUCCCUGGGAUAAAAGCAGAACCAGAUGAAAGCAACGCACGUUAUUUUCACGUGGUCAUUGCAGGUCCACAGGAUUCCCCCUUUGAGGGUGGGACAUUUAAACUUGAACUCUUCCUUCCAGAAGAAUAUCCAAUGGCAGCUCCUAAAGUACGUUUCAUGACCAAAAUCUAUCACCCUAAUGUAGACAAGCUGGGAAGAAUAUGUUUAGAUAUUUUGAAAGAUAAAUGGUCCCCAGCUUUGCAGAUUCGUACAGUUCUGCUAUCAAUCCAGGCUUUGUUAAGCGCUCCCAAUCCAGAUGAUCCACUAGCAAACGAUGUAGCUGAGCAAUGGAAGACCAAUGAAGCCCAAGCCAUAGAAACAGCCAGAGCAUGGACUAGGCUAUAUGCCAUGAAUAAUAUUUAAAUGUGCUUUGAACAUCAAGUGUGCAUCACUUCUCCUGUUCUGCCAAGACCUCUUCCUUUUUUUGUUUGCAUUUAAUGGACACAGUCUUAGAAACAUUACAGAAUAAAAGCCCAGACAUCUUCAGUCUUUUGGUGAUUAAAUGCACAUUAGCGAAUCUGUGUCUUGUCCUAAUUCACUAUUGUAACGCAUGAGCAGAGGCUAGAAGUAUCAUCUGGAUUGUUGUGAAAUUGUUUAAAAGCAGCAGCACAUCUCUGCUUUUAAUCCCAUCAUGGUUUAAGCAUAAGCACUGUGAAUGAAGGUAGGCAGGGUUAGCUGCGGGGCUUUUCGUUUUAAUUUUGUGGGCUCCUCCUCCCUUUUUAUGGUGAUGCUAAUCGCAUUGAUAAAAGCAGCUAACCAGUUAUACUUUAGAAUAUACCCUCUAGCCCAGUCUAACUUAGACGCUGUAGAUGGACAAGCUUCAUUGUUUGAACAAAAAACAAAUGGGAACAUUAAACAUCCAUCACCUUCACUAAUAAUAUUGUGAUUCUGCUGUCAAGUGUAGAGAAAUCCCUCAGAGAAAAAGCUUGUGACCAUUUUGUAUGGCUUGUCUGGAAAAUCUCCUGUAAAUCUUAUGUUUUAGUAAAAUAUUUUUUGUUAUUCUACUUUGCCUUUGUACGGUUUCUUUUGCUGUGUUUUCAUUUCUCUUCUGUGACAAUCAUAUUGAAAAGAGAAAGAACAAAGUGUGGAAAGCAGAACUGACCAUUUGUCUUCGCUCUUCUGACAGAUUAAAAGAGUAAAGAGGUGGAAUUCACCAUACGUUUUGCUUCUGUACGCUGACUUAUUGCAUGAGCCUGUGUUACGUGGGUGACCUUACCUGUCCAAUUCGAUACAGAGUUACAUUUGGAGUGACUGGGGAGGGGGGGAAAAAAAGCCUGUUACAAUUACAAUAAUCAUUUGGAUAAUGCAUUGGUAUGCGUCGUCAUGGAGUGUAAGCAGGUAGGAGGUUGAGCACCAAGACAGCAGUAAUUGUGAGCAUCUGCAUAACGUGUCUUUGAUUAGCAUCAGUUGUUACACUUUUCAACUCGAAUUCCUGUCCUCUAUAAACAUGGAACGUACCAGCGCACAGAAGCAGUUGCAGGCAGCUCAUACAUCAACGUAUGUUUGCUUAACCACGUCUUGCUAGCACCUCUUACCACUGCUUUUAUCUACUGGCCUUCUGCCUUGUUAAGCUGUUUGCUUGAGCAGCCGGUGUGCGUCAGUAGCGGCAGUGCUUCUGUAUUGGAGGGAAGGGAAUUCUGAUGUAAUGUUUCCUACUUGUCUUUCAGCGCGUGCAUCUUGUCUGGGAACCCAGCAGCUUUUGUGGGAACCCAUCUUGUUACUUCCUAUCACUUCUUGUAUCCCUGCUCUCUUCUCAUAUUAGCUCCAGCCUCCCAAAUAAAAUCAUAAAAGGUUUUGGCAAGGCUGACCUGAAGUUUCCAUUGACAACCAGCUGUGGUUGCAGUGGGGAGUGCUGUUGUGCAACUUGUAUUAUGGCCAUAGAGGCUAUUGGUGUUCUCCUCCCUCUUUCUACCUCUUACUCUACUAUCAGCUAAAACCUCUAUAGAAUGUGGUGUAUUUAUUGUGCUCUUAGGGGAGAUUAACAGUAUCUAUUAGAACUACUUUUCUUCCAACCAGAAUGCUUUCAGUGAUUGGUAACUGGUAUUUUCCCUUGAAUUACUUUAAGCGUGAUUGAAGCUUGGUUCAGAAUUCAGCUUCACGGUACAAAACAAAACCCCUUGAAGGUGGUUUAUGUGUUGAAUGUAAGCUGAAGUUGUGUUCAGGGCUUGUAACAGGUUGCUAUUCAGAAUGGAAGUGCUGUUAACCCUACCUUCAUGUUACAAAUGAGCAUGUGCUUGGCUUCAGAUGCCGUGUGUUCUCUGUAUGCUCUUAACACCAGCAGCUUUUGUGCAAGUAGGCUCUGCAUCAUCUUCACCUACCUCUUAAAGCUUGACACAGGCGCUUCCCACUGCGUAUGGCUUGCCUUGGCUCACAUGCUGCCAGGCGCUCAGAGCCCUGAGCAUCCCCUGUGAAUAUGGCUUUCUCCAUUGGCAGAGAAGCAGGUUCUGAAGUGGUGCUUCACAGCUCAAAACUAGGUGGGCUGAAUCCAGCCGCAGGGCAUUGAGCAGACGGUCAGUGUUUGUAAGUGCACAGCUUAAACCCCGGCUGGAGCUGGCUGUUGAGAUGAGAAUGUAAUUAAAGCUACGAGUAAGUUCUUGAUGGGAUAUUAUUAAUAUAUAAAUAGAAAAAAAAAAUCCUCAGCCCCCAUUUGCUAGUGACCGAAUUAAGUAGAUUAUAGAGAAGGUUGAAUAAGCAGUAGCUGGUGUGUGUCUGGGUUACUUAUUUCUUCUUUAUUUUACUGUUACUUUUAGUAUCUCAACAAAUUGGAGACUGAGGGAAGUCUGUACGGUCAGAGUUGGAGUUGUGAGUCAGUAGUGAUGGUGUAUCUGAAGGUUAUGGUGUCAAAGGACAAGCAAGAUACUGUAUUUCAAAACUGUUUAGAAUGUUCCCAAGUGAUGGUUGUGAUGAAAGGAAACUUUACAUAGGCAUCCUAACAAGUGAAAUUCCUGUUUGUUGUGGGGUCUAUUCAGGUAUAUUUCAGUCUUUCAAGAUCUGGUAUUUCUGUAUGCGUGUAUAUAUAUGUAUGUAAUAUAAACCUGAUUUAAGAGCUGCGUAUAAACUCAACCUGGCAAUUUUAUUCUAUGUUGUGUUGGGGAAUGUGAGCUUUAGACUAAAUUAGAAUCGCAGAAUGGUUGGAGUUGGAAGUGGCCCCUGAAGGUCAUUUAGCUCAACUCCCUGCAACAAACAGGGAUUCCCUGAAGCCAGUUCAAUGGGGCUUCGUCUUUUCCCCCUCAGCUAAGCAGGUGUGUAUUUACAGGCAGUAUCUGAACUCGAGGUUACUUCUGCUGCAUGUACCUUUACAGCUGGUUAGCAGAUGCAGCCCUCUCUUAGGGAGUGUUCAUUCUAGCUCCAUUUCUAGUGGCUAUGUGGUAAACUUACAGCAAACAUACACUGAGUGGGCUUCCUUUGCCUUUACUGCUGCUAUGUGUCAUGUCCCGGAAUCCUCAGUGAGAGCGCUGACGUUGCAUCUGGUCAGUUUCUGGAUAGCGACCGCAUCUGUUGAGCCCGGAUUAUCAAAUGGACUCUAAAACCAUACAUACAGAACAAAGUUGUGGCGAUUCCCUUUAGCUCAAGAGAGGGAGGAGUCUUUGGGAGGCUUUUGUCUUUGCAUAAACGUUCAGUGGUUGUCUUGACAUUUGGCCGCGUGCUUUCAUGGCUAUGAAGUGUAUUGACCUCACUGGGAGCUGGCGGGCAGUUCUUUUGUGCGGUAGCUGACUUUAGUUUAAAACCAGUGAAAUGUUGCUUCUGUAGCUGUCAAGAAAGUGUAUCUCCGACAUGGGGAAUAUCGUGAAACACCUUAAUGGAUGAGUAACAUACGAAGUUGUGACAUCUCAAUUUAUGUACAUUCUGUGGGGGUUUUUCUGUUUGGUUUUUGGUUUUGGGGUGUUUAUUUUGUUUUUUAAGGGUUACGUUUAAAGUGAAAUGUCUGGUAGGUUUUGUCAAUAACAUGUUUUGACUGUAAUGUAAUAUGACACUGAAAUAAAAGGAAGAGUGAUUAUUGA
Coturnix japonica (Japanese quail) is the source of this 4217-nucleotide messenger RNA. RefSeq names its product ubiquitin conjugating enzyme E2 N (gene UBE2N). The record is from RefSeq and is a predicted model, not a curated record. Lineage: Eukaryota; Metazoa; Chordata; Aves; Galliformes; Phasianidae.